Molecule: messenger RNA, 8897 nt
Organism: Physella acuta
Lineage: Eukaryota; Metazoa; Mollusca; Gastropoda; Physidae
Product: GRIP and coiled-coil domain-containing protein 2
Source: RefSeq, a predicted model, not a curated record
GAGACACGCUGUAAACAAACCGAAAGAAGCCUACAAAAUGAAUUUAAAAGAAUAAAUUUUUACUUAACAUUUUUUAUUAUAGAUCUAUCUAGAUCAAGAUCUAUAUUACAUUAUUUACACCCCAUGGCCCAUGCGUAUUAAUUAGGCUAAUAGAAUCUAGAUCUAGCAUAAUAGAAAUGGCUGAUGAUAAAGAAUCUUGCUUGUCCCCAUCUGGUACAGCUACACCAAAGGGAAAGCUUGAGUCACUGCCAAAAGAAGAUUUAGUCAAGUUUGUAAAAAGGCAAACAUUGCUGCUACAAAAAGAAAAGGCAAAAUGCUCUGAACUAGAACUUAAAAUAAAAAGUCUUGAAAAGAGUAAAGAGAAAGAACACAAUGAUGGUGCUGGAGAUGGUAAAACAGAGACCACGUCAAGAAUCAAAGAACUGGAAGAACAAGUCCAAGAGCUGAUGACAGAAAAGGAGGAAGCUGUUGCUGCCUAUAAUGCUGUGCAGGUUAAUCAAGAAUCAUCAGCCGAACAGAUGAAGAGGCUGGAGGACCUGUACCAAGAGAAGCAACAGGAGUGGGAGGCAGAGUGCCAGAAGCUACUUACAUUGGAGAAAAAGAAUAAGGCUUUACUGGAGGAAAUAGAGUGCUUAAAGAUGAAAGAUGAGACCUUGACCUCAACACUGCAGUGCCUUCAACAAGAACAGACAACUCUGAUUGAAAACAACAAGAUUCUUAUUGCUGAAAAAUCUACCUUGCAAAUGAAGCUGGAGGAUCUAGAGGAAGAAUCAUUGUCUUGGAAGUCUGAAAAAGAAUCCCUGGUGGCCAAGCUGUCAUCAUCCAGUGAUGAUAACAAAACAAUGGGCGAACUUGAACAGCUAAAUCUGGAGCUAAAAACAAAGCUUGAGGCGGCCUUGAAUGCCAGCACAGAGAAAGAAGACGCUUUGGAGAGAUUAUCCUCCGACUCCUCCCAAAGGAAGGAACAGAUAGAACUACUGCAGGUGGAGAUAUGCAGGCUUCAGAAUGUUGCUGCUGAGAAGGAGGAUCUGUGUUGCCAGUUGAAAGAUGCCCAGAUGCUGGUGGAUGAGCUGACAGCUAAAUUAGAGAAUUCAGAUCUGGAGUUGGAGGAGAUGAAAAAGAAAGUAGAAUUUUUACAACAGAACGAAGAGGUAAUGAAAACAGAAUCCCAGGAUAUACAGCUUCAGUUGAAAGGUGAGCUGGAAAAAUUGAGAAAAGAAAAUGAUGAGCUGAUGGUUUCAAGUCAACAAAUUAAAUCAGAGUUUGAAAAUUUCUCAAGUGAUAAGUCUAAGUUUGAAGAGAUUCAAGGCAGACUUGAAACUGAAAUAGAAAAACUGACACAGAAUCUCCAAGAUGUGACAUCUGAAAAUAAAAAUUUGGUUGAAAAAUUAGCAAACUUUUCUGGCAACAGUGAGCAGAAUAAUUUAGAUAUUUUAGAACAAAAGGUGGCAUUGAUUUCUAAGCUAGAGAAAGAUCUAGCAGAGACUAGAUCUAAGCUGUCUGACUAUGAAGCCAGUCUUGGCGAUGAAUUCAGCAUUGAUGUGAUACAGAACCUUCAGCAGGAGCUGGCUGAUGCCAGAAUGAAAAUAUCUGAGCUGGAGUCUGCUGCAGAUGAGGGUCACAGCUGUGAGGACAGCAGGUCACAAGCAGCCCAAUCCCAACAAGGUGGGUGGUCAGAUCUACCUGACAUAGCCGAGGAGCCAGAAACAGAACCGCAGCAAAAAGGGGGCAGAAAUUUCAGGAACGACAACUCUCAAGCGAACGAAAACAGUGAGGGUCAGUAUGUGUACACUGAGAGAAUUGAAAAGUUCAUCCGUGUGUCGAGUCAUGUGUCAGAGGCAGAGGGAUACGAUAAAGAUUCUUCUCGAGUUGAUACCCUCAAAGCCAAAUUGCUGGAACUGGAGAAAGAAAAGAGCGCCUUAAAGUUGACCGUUGAACAGCUGCAGAUGCAAAGAGAGUUGAACGCAAGCAAGGAAGAAAGCUCAGAGAGUCAGAAAUUCCAAGAAGUUAUUGACAACCUGCAGGUUCAAAGACAACACCUGGAAGAGAAGCUGGUGAUACUAGGAGAUAAACAUGAAACUGUGACUUUUGAACUCGAAGAGCUCUACGCUGAGAAAGACAGUUUAAAAUCUGAAGUGGAAUCCUUACAGCGCCAACUCCAAGAGUGGGAGAACAUGAUGACCAUGCUGAAGGAAGAGAAGGACAGCCUGGCUCAAGAGCUGGAGGAGUCUGUGAACAAAGACAGCUCCCUAAGGAAGGAGCUGGAGUUCCUGCUGUCUUCCCUGAACGAGGCCAUUACUGAAAGAGACACCUUGCAGGACGAGGUGUUCAAGCUGUCCCAGCAUGAGGACUCAGCACAGGGGGACGUCAAGGAAAUGAAGUCCAUGAUUCAAGAUAUCAUAGCUGAGAGGAACAGUCUACUGGCUGAGCUGGAUUCUGUUCUCACUGCCAAAACAGAUUUAACCAUAGCCAUGGAGGGCUUGAAGAGAGAAGCUGAGGAGAUGAGGGUUCAGAAAGAGGACAUUGAAAGAGAGAAGGAGUCCUUGUUGGUCAGGCUUCACCUGGCGGAGGAUAAGGACCUGAGCAUGCAUGAGGACUUUGAAGCCCAGCUCCAGAGAUCAACAGAGAUGGAGACAGCUGCUCAAGGGCUGCAGCAGGAGGUGGAGGGUCUCAGGGCAGAGCUGGAAUCUCUCAGACAGGCUGCGGAGGCGGCUGAAAGAAAGAAAACAGAUGCGGAGAGUCAUGCAGAAGAAAGGAGCAACUACAGCAAGGAGUUAGAGAACCAGAUUUUAGAAUUAACCAACACUCUGACAGAGUCAAAGAAACGCUAUGAAGUUCUGAAAGAGCAGUUUGACGAGGCCACGUCUAACAAUGCUGACACAGCCAAAUACUGCCAGCAAAUUGAGGAGCUGGAAAUCAAUAAAGCUGUGAUGGAGAGGCAGCUAAAAGGGGAGGUAACUGUAAAACAAGAACUGGAAAAAGAAAAACUAGAAUUAGAAACUCAGCUGUCUUCUGCUACUCAGGAAGUUAAUGAACUUAAAAUAAAAUUGGAAGAAGCACACUUAGAAAAACAAGAAUUGGAAAAAGUGGCCAACGAAACUAUGUCAAAGCUCAACAUACUGGAGCAGGAUAUAGCAACCUUAAAGGCAAACCUUGAAGAAACUGAAAAAGAAAAGUCUGACGUUAUAAAAGAAUUGGAGAUUUAUAAAGAAAAAGUUACAGUGAGUGAAAGUUUAGUGCACAAAGUGGAAGAGGAGCUGACGGAUGCCAGACAGCAGGUAGCACAGCUGCAUGAAGAGAUUGCAAAUUUCAAAUCUGGUGACUGCGAAACUUUGAAUUUAAUAGCAGAGAAAACAGAAAGCCUGAAUUCCUGCCUAAGUGAGAAAGAUGGGCUAGCUAAAUCUGUGGAUGAUUUGAACCUAAAGUGCAGUGCUUUAGAGGCUGAAAUUACAGAGCUGAGGAGUUCAAAUGAGUUGCUAGUCUCAGAAAACCAAACGCUGUUGUUAAGUGCUGAAGAGCUGCAGAAAGAAGUGGGUGAUUACAAGGUCAAGGUGUCUUCAUUAGAACAGGAAGGGAUGCAGCUUAAGGAGUUAAAUUCAUCAUCAGAGUCAUCUUGCACUGAAUUGUUGCAGAAAAAACAGGAAGAAAUGUCAAGCAUGGCAGCAUCUUUAUCAGCCCUGGAGUCUGAAUUGGAUCAAGAAAAGGAGAAGUCACGUGACUUGGAGCAGAAGUCAAGUGAAAUGAGCAGAAGAUGUGCAGAAGUGGAAGCAAAGCUUGACCAAGCUACCCAAGAGAAGGAAGACUUAAAUGUGAACAUAACAAACCAUUUGUCUCAUAUCUCUCAGCUAGAGCUUGAGUUAGCUGAAGCACAGCAGACGUUAUCAGAAUCUCAGAAAGAGGCUGAAGCAUUGGCUUUGGAAAAACAAGACCUUGAAAAGAGGUCAGAGUUGAAUGAGAAUGAAAUCAAAGAAUUAACAGAGAGAGUUGAGGCACAAGACAAGGAGUUGAGUAGUAUGAAGGGAGACAUGGAUUCUCUGAGAGAGGAGAAAGAAAGGCUGCUGGAGAGAUUGGAGGAGGUGAAGAACAACUUGGGGCCUGCUGCUGACCAGGUUGUAGAGAUGGAGAAGAGAGUGGCAGAGAUGAAAGGGAAAUGUCUUGAGUUACAGGAUAGGUUUGAUAGGAUGCUUGCUGAAAAAGAUGCAGAAAUUGUUUCAUUAAAAAGUGUGGUUGAAGUUUUGGAAAAGUCAAAGAAUGACCUGAAUGUGUUGAUUGAUGAGCAGAACAAGGUCAAGGAUGAGUUAGAAAACAAGAUGGAUUCUGUCAUACAAGAAAAGUUGGGACUUGAGCAGAAGAUAACCCAGGUGGAGGAGAAGCUACAACUUGUACAGGAGAAGCUACAGAAGUCAGAGGAAGAGAGGGGUGAAGAGAGGAGACAGAAACAAGAGUUAGCUGCCCUGCUGGAAGAGGUCAAGGUUGAGCUGAAUAAAAACUCCAACCACAACAGUGAACACAUAGAGCAGCUGGCAGAGCUAAGAUGUAAGUUGUCAGAAACUGAAGCCAGAGCUCAAAAUCUGCAGGCUCAAAUUGAAUGUAUCUGUGUAGAAAGGGAGGAACUUCAAACUCAAAUUAAAGUCUUAGAGGGAGCAAAAGCAACUUUAGAAUCAAGUUUAGCUGAGGUAACAGAUGAAGCUCAAAGUUUGAAAGGAAGCUUAGAAUGUGUGACAAAUGAGAAAGAAACUUUGUCGUCAAAGUUGACAUCUGUGAUAGAUGAGAGAGAGCAGGAGUUGGCGAGGCUGAGGGAGGAGGUGGACAUGUACAAGAGAUCAGCGGAGGAGUCAGCUGAGAGCCUAAAUAACUCACGGCAAGAAUGUGAACAGCUGAGGGUCAGGCUUGCUGUUGAGGGCCAGGAAACCAGGGACAAGGAAGAAGAAAAUCUACAGAAAACUAACGAGGAUUUGAACAACGUUACAUCACUGACCAAACAGCUGAAAGAGAAAGAAGAAAUCAACAACAAGCUCAAACAGCUGGCUAUUAAAGCAAAGAAAGAGUUGGGGGAGAAACAAGCUAAGUUGGACUCUGUGACAAAAGAAUUGAAACAACUGGCCAAAUCAAAAGAAGAACUGGAAGCUUUGAACGAGGCUCUGCGCAAACAGUCAGGCGACUCGUCUGAUUUGCUCUCUCAGCAGUUGAAAAACUUGCAGGAAAACUAUAAGCAACUCCAAGCAAGUUUUGACCAAGCCCAGGAUGAGGCUGACCAUGAGAGGAAAGCCCUGAAGACUGCCCAGAGAGACACAGAGCAGCUGAUCCUCCAGCUGACUGAGGCUAAAGGUCAAGUCAUCUCCAUUAAAGAAGAGAGGGACCAAUGCUUCAAACAAACUGAAGGACUUAAAGUGGAGAUCAAAAGCAGGGACAGCAUGAUUGAGGAAAUGAAAACCAAGCUACGAGCCACCGAAGCAGAGCUGGGGGUGUUGAGGAUCCAGGUGGAAGAGGUCAACAAAGAAAGACAAAGGUCUGAGCAGAAGGUUUCAGAGUCUGAGUCAAAAUUGAAAGCAAUGGAAGAGAACUACAAAGGUCAGAUCUUAAAACUGGAGACUAGUGUGAAGGAUUACCAGGACCAGUUGACCACAGCAAGACAGUCCAUGAAACAGAACAGCAUGCUGGAUCUGGAGAUGGCAGACUAUGAGCGUACAAUUGCUACACUCCAUGGUCAAGUUGAAGAGCGAGACCGUAGAGUGGACGACCUGAAAUCUGAAAUUGACAAACUGGAACAGAGGAUAACUCUCAUGCAAACUCAGAUAGCUACUUCAGAUGAGCAGAAGCUGCAAGCUGAGGACAGAGCUAACAAACUCAAGUCACUGCUGGUCAAAACAAAGAAAGAACUAGCAGACGCUAGAAACAUGGAAACUGUUCAGAGAUCAUCUGAUGCCCAUUUGCGUGGUCAGUUAGAAAAUACUAGUCAACAAAUAGAAGAGUUAAAGGUACAAGUGUCAGAAAUUACAGCAGAGAACCAGAAACUUCAGGACAAAAUCAGAUCUCUGAAUGACAGUAGUCAACGCACUAUAAAAUCAUUGGAGGCUAAAGUGGAGUCACUGACUAAUGAGCUUGAUGUAACCAAGACUGAACUACAUGAGAUUCAGGCCGAUUAUGACAACUAUAAGGUUCGAGCCCAUAGUGUACUAAGACAGCAGAAAACCAAGACCUCAGCUGAUUAUGUCUCAGAGCCUGACAAACAUGAAAGAGAAAGAUUUGAAAGUGCCAUUGACCAACUGAAGACCAAGCUCCAGGAGACACAUGACAAACUUGUAAAUUCCAGAAAAGAAGGGGAACAACUGCAGGAAGAACAUGACAAUCUUGUACAAAGACACACCAAACUGCUCAGUGACAUGGAAGAAAAAGAGACAACAUUCAAACGCAGGUGGGAAUUGUUACAGAAAGAAAAAGCCGAAGCUCUGUCAGAACUCCAGGAAAAAAUUGCCAGCCUGGAAACUCAGAAAUCUUUUCAAGCCCAGAAAUACAAGGAACAAAUCGUCAAGCUGAAAGAGGAUCACAUGGAUGCAUUGGAUGUAUUACAGAAACAACUGGAUUCUUCAGAAAUGGAUAACAUUCGUCUCCAGCGUGAAAUUCAAACUUUGCAGAGAUCUGCCAGAGGAAGAGACGAAUCAGCAGAGCACACGUCACCGCAUGAGUUCUAUCCAAUCACAGCACACCCUGUUGAGGAAAGACAGGAAGGGGAGGGUUCAGAAGUGGUGGACUUGGAGCCAUUAAAGACUGCUAAAGCAAACCAUCCAGUUCCUUCCUUGACGUUUGAACAGCUCAUAUCUACACCAAUGGAUGAGUUGCCAGGAAUCAAAUCUCCUACACCAAGCAUUGAUGAAGACACUUUAAAAUUUAACCUUGUGACCUCUCAAAAAAGGAUUGAUCAUCUCACAGAGUUGCUGAAUGAAAGUGAAGAGUCCGUCUCAAGGUUGACAGAGCAGGCCAGGCUACUGAAGGAAGAAAUCAGAAGGCUAGAGAGGAACACAGAGAGGGAGAGGGAGCUGCAGAACAUGGAGUACCUCAAAAAUAUUUUCCUGCAGUUUAUGUGUCCAAAAGUUGGGGAACAAAGACAACAGCUUAUACCUGUGCUGGUCACUAUGUUGAAGCUCAGCCCUGAUGAGAAGGCUAGGAUAACAGCUGUAGCUCAAGGUGAUGACAACACAGGCCAGCAAGCUUCACAAGGAGGCUGGGGCGCAUAUUUACACAGGUGGUCUAGUCUAACAUAGGUCUGGACUAGCCUGACGGAAGUUUCUAAUCAUCAUCCAUUGUGUACAGCUAGGGUUUUCCAAGGGGACCAAGCAGCUGUUAAACUUCAGGGAAUAGAAAUAUCUGUCUCCGAUAGAUGCACAGAUAUAAACUUCUGUGAUUGGUAGAUUUACAGAGGUUCUCAAAGUUUGAACCAGUUGUCAUUGUUAAAAAAUAUUUUGAUAAUGUGGACUCAAGAGGUUCCAAACUUUAAAAAUAAUCUAGUUUGACAAGUUGUGAAACUUUAUGUUGCCUUAAGUGGGAUCUAGAGAAAGCUGCUUCUUGUUUUUAUUUGACAUUUUGUUCAGACUUUUGCCUGUAUUGUUACUUUUUUAUUGGGGCUUUUCACCAGAUUUAGCAAAUGUUUUUUUAUGAUGCUUCAUUCCAAUCAGUUAUAAUUAUUUUCACUCUAUUUGCAUUAAAAUCUAAGUGUAAUUCAUAUUGAAUACUGUUUUAUCAUGAUGUAUGGUGUAGUUUGAUUCUUUAAAGAUUUUUCUUAUGCUGCCAGUAUAAAUUUGACAUGUAAAUAAGUGUUCUAAUAUUACUCAAAUGUAUGAGCUUCUGUCCUUUGGUGAGCAAGCGAUUCCUGCUGAAGGACCCAACUUAGGGGACAACUGCCCAAUAAAACACCAGUUGACUUUUUUGUUUUAAAUUCUCAUCUCAGCUGGUUUUUGUAUAUUGAAUAUAUAUUGCAUCCUGGGUUAACUAAAUUGAUUCAGAAUGGUGCUGUUUCCAUAAAUGUAUAUUUUAGGAUAAUCAAAGGUUAAUAAUAUAAAUGUGACAGAUAUAACUAGAUUUUAUAGUACAAGUUUUAUAAUAGUUUUUUUUUAUAAUUGAUAAGUACAGAUGUGACAAAAGGUUUUUGCCGUGAAUGGAUUUGUCAACAUGACAAUCUCACUUAAAUUAUUUAUUCAUGUCUUUCAAUCUAGUUUCAGUGUUUUUUAUGCUUAGCUUGCUCUCUAUCCUUGGAUGUGUGAAGACUACUAUUAGUCAUCUGUAUCCUUGUAUGUUGUAAAAUAAGUUAUCCACAUCUUUGGAUGUGUAAAAGUCUAUUUAAUUAUGUUUAGAUGCGUGAAGAUUAGCCAUCCUUUAUCCUUAUCUUUACUCAUCUAAUUAGCCAUCUGAAUCAGGUUAAUAUUUUGUGUGGGAUUUUUGAAGUCUUGGUGCUGUAUGUUAUUUUUUUUUUUUUUACAUUUUCCAUUAUUUAAAAUGUUUUUCCCCUUUGAGGAAAAUUGCAAAUGUUCAUAUUGCGAGGCCCAAAACAACACCCCAAUAUUGGGUUAAUAUGUAUAGUAUGAAAAGGUAGUAAUUGUUGAAAAAUUCUUUUAGGUAAAUAUGCUGCUUUUUAAAAACAUUUAUACAUGAUUUUGUAAAUUAAUAUUUUUUUAAAUAAAUGUAAUGAGCUAAAAUUGAAAGUUAACUUUUAUUCAAACUGUAAAUAUGACCUGUUCGUUUGAUGCAAUUUUUGUUAAUUUUGAGACAAUUUUUUUCUAGAUAAUAAAAUACAUAAUUAGAUGAAGUUUCAAAGCCCUGGAUCAUGUUUUGUAUGCUGUGAUAAUGCUUCAUCAUAAGUGGGUCCAAAUAUUUUUAUAAUAAAGGUUGAAAAACAAAUCUUU